AUGGUAAGAGGCUUUAGCAUCAAAGUUCCAGCAUCAUCUGCUAACAUCGGUCCAGGUUACGAUGUAAUGGGUAUUGGUUUGAACCUUUAUCUAGAGUUAGAGGCUACAAUUGAUCCAUCCAAUGCUAGUGAAACAAAUAGCGAUGCUAAUAAUUGUAAGAUUUCAUAUAGUAAGGAUAGUGAAGGUUAUGACUCAGUUCCCCUAGCUUCUGAUGCCAAUUUAAUUACAAGAACAGCAUUGUACGUAUUACGUUGUAAUAAUAUUAGAAGUUUUCCUUCAGGUACCAAAGUUUUUAUCAAAAACCCAAUUCCGUUAGGUCGUGGUUUAGGUUCAUCUGGUGCAGCAGUUGUAGCUGGUGUUAUGUUAGGUAAUGAAGUUGGUAAGUUAGGUUUCUCCAAGCAAAGAAUGUUAGACUAUUGUUUGAUGAUCGAACGUCACCCUGACAAUAUUACUGCUGCGAUGAUGGGUGGUUUCUGUGGUUCUUUCUUGAGAGAUUUGACUCCUCAAGAAGUAGAAAGACGUGAAAUUCCAUUAUCAGAAGUGCUACCAGAACCAAGUGGAGGUGAAGAUACAGGUUUGGUUCCACCAUUGCCACCGUCAGACAUAGGUAGACAUGUUAAAUAUCAAUGGAAUCCAAAGAUUAAAUGUUUAGCUAUUAUUCCAAAUUUCGAACUUUCUACUGCUGAUUCUAGAGGUGUUUUACCAAAAGCAUACACAACUAGUGAUGUUGUAUUUAAUUUACAAAGAUUAGCUGUGUUAACCACUGCCUUGACAUUAGACCCACCAAACCCUGAGUUAAUCUACCCAGCUAUGCAAGAUCGUCUUCAUCAACCAUACAGAAAGACUCUUGUUCCAGGUUUAUCUGAUAUCUUAUCAAGUUUGACUCCCUCCACCUUCCCAGGUUUGUUAGGUAUCUGUUUAUCAGGAGCUGGCCCAACCAUUUUAGCUUUGGCCACUGAAAAUUUUGAAGAAAUUGCACAAGAAAUUAUUAAUAGAUUUGCCAAAAAUAAGGUAGAAUGCACAUGGAAAUUAUUGGAACCAGCUACCGAAGGUGCAGUUGUUGAAAAUCUAUAA
Messenger RNA from Tetrapisispora phaffii CBS 4417, 1074 nucleotides. It is a transcript of the gene THR1, whose product is annotated as homoserine kinase. The record is from RefSeq and is a predicted model, not a curated record. Gene Ontology annotation, biological process: L-threonine metabolic process. Bases 1 to 1074 code for a protein of 357 amino acids. Gene Ontology annotation, molecular function: homoserine kinase activity; ATP binding. The transcript has a single exon. Lineage: Eukaryota; Fungi; Ascomycota; Saccharomycetes; Saccharomycetales; Saccharomycetaceae.